Messenger RNA from Quercus lobata, 1852 nucleotides. Its product is annotated as serine carboxypeptidase II-2-like. Gene Ontology annotation, biological process: proteolysis. Gene Ontology annotation, molecular function: serine-type carboxypeptidase activity. Lineage: Eukaryota; Viridiplantae; Streptophyta; Magnoliopsida; Fagales; Fagaceae. Gene Ontology annotation, cellular component: vacuole. The record is from RefSeq and is a predicted model, not a curated record. Bases 164 to 1582 code for a protein of 472 amino acids. The transcript is spliced from 10 exons.
AUUCUACUCCUAAGUCCUACCCAAUACCCACAUCCUCAACCAGCCAGGCUCUGCUUCUUGUUGUCACUAAACAAACAAAGUCAACAUCAUGGACUCAUGGUAACUAUUUAUAUAUCAUUCUACUCCUACCCAAUACCCACAUCCUCAACCCCCAUGCAAAGAAAUGACCCAUCUAAGAGGACCCUUUGGUUUUGUUAACAAAAUCUUGACCAUCUUCAUAUAUGUCUAUCUGGGCAUCACUAUUGCAGCCUCUUCUACAGACCCACUUGCCCAACAACAACUGGACAAGGUUCUACAACUCCCAGGACAGAACUUUAACGUGAGCUUUGCACACUAUGCUGGUUACAUAACAGUCAAUGAAGAUUCUGGGAGAGCUCUUUUCUAUUGGUUCAUUGAGGCUACUAAGGAUCCUGACUCAAAGCCUCUUGUUCUUUGGCUUAAUGGAGGGCCUGGAUGUUCAUCCAUUGCUUAUGGGGAGGCAGAGGAAAUUGGCCCUUUUCACAUUAAGCCUGAUGGGAAGACCCUUUAUUUGAACUCUUACUCUUGGAAUAAAGUUGCCAAUCUUAUAUUUCUUGAUUCCCCUGUUGGAGUUGGUUUUUCUUAUUCGAAAAAUUCCUCCGAUGUGCUGAAUAAUGGAGAUAAAAGAACUGCUGAGGACUCUCUAGCAUUUUUAUUGAAGUGGUUUGAACGCUUUCCUCAAUUCAAAGGAAGGGACUUUUAUAUUGCAGGAGAGAGCUAUGCAGGACAUUAUGUUCCUCAACUAAGCCAAGCCAUUGUAAGGUACAACACAGCAUUAAAGGAAAAAGCAAUUAAGCUGAAAGGAUAUAUGGUUGGAAAUGCUCUAACUGACGAUCACCAUGACCACUUGGGUAUUUUCCAGUUUUUGUGGACUACUGGUUUAAUUUCUGAUCAAACAUACAGGCAGCUGAACCUUCUCUGUACUUUUCAGCCAUUUCUUAACGUCUCAGAAGCAUGUUAUAAUAUUUUAGUCGUUGCUAGUACAGAAAUUGGAAACAUUGACCAAUAUAGCAUCUUCACUCCCCCCUGCCCUGCUAACGUAAGCCAGUCAAAUCGGCUGAAGAAAAGAAUGAAUCAUAUGGUUGGUCACAUCGAUAUGAAGUAUGAUCCUUGCACCGAGGAGCACGCAGUUGUUUACUUCAAUUUACCUUCGGUACAAAAGGCACUUCAUGUUGAUCCAGCUCAUGCACCAUCUCCAUGGUCAACCUGCAGCGAAUUGGUAAAUACUAACUGGAAGGAUUCUCCUCGGACAAUGCUGGACGUUUACCAUGAGCUGAUUCAUUCAGGACUGCGUAUAUGGAUGUUCAGUGGUGACACAGAUGCCGUACUCCCAGUUACAGCGACCCGGAUGAGUAUAGAUGCUCUUAAGCUUGCGACUUUGAGACCUUGGCGUGCCUGGUAUGAUGAUGGACAGGUGGGUGGAUGGACUCAAGACUAUGCUGGGCUUACCUAUGUAACAGUCCGGGGAGCAGGACAUGAAGUUCCUUUGCAUAAGCCCAAACGAGCUUUGGCACUCAUUAAAGCCUUCUUGUCAGGGAACUCAACGAAACUGGCCAGUGCAUGAUGAAGUCGCCCUUUUUCCUGUAGCUUGUUCCAGCAAUAAGAAGGAAAGAUUACUUUUCCUUGUGUCCACUGUAUCCAGCUAACAUUGUUUCAGAAUGUACAAUAAGUCGAUUCAGGGACAACAAAUUGCACAACUGCUAAGUUGGUAUGUUGUGAUUUGUGUCAACUAUUUUUUGCACAAUAAAAGUGGUUUCAACAAGGGUGUAUGUUAUUUGCUGGCAUUGGUAAGAUCAGAAAGUUGGAAUUCCCAUCAAGUCAAAACGUCAUUGGU